Archocentrus centrarchus (flier cichlid) is the source of this 6536-nucleotide messenger RNA. It is a transcript of the gene nfatc3a, whose product is annotated as nuclear factor of activated T cells 3a. The transcript is spliced from 10 exons. NCBI's taxonomy places the organism in Eukaryota, Metazoa, Chordata, Actinopteri, Cichliformes, Cichlidae. The record is from RefSeq and is a predicted model, not a curated record. Gene Ontology annotation, biological process: calcineurin-NFAT signaling cascade; regulation of transcription by RNA polymerase II; cytokine production. Gene Ontology annotation, molecular function: RNA polymerase II cis-regulatory region sequence-specific DNA binding; transcription factor binding; DNA-binding transcription factor activity, RNA polymerase II-specific. Gene Ontology annotation, cellular component: transcription regulator complex. Bases 505 to 3768 code for a protein of 1087 amino acids.
CGCGGGGUAAGUAAAAGUUGGGAUAGGACCUCCGCGGAGAGAUAGAGGAACAGAUAGGAGGAGGAGAGAGACAUAGAGGGAAAGAGAGGCAGAUGAACGGUGAAUUUAUUGUGACAGUUCAACGGUUUCACAGCAAACAUUAAACGCGGGGAAACACUUAUUUGCCGCUGACGAAAGGUCGGGAGACAGAAAGAAGUAGUGAGGCGGGGAGAGACAGAGGGGGCAGCCGACUUUCUCUGAAGUUGAAGCCAGAAUUUCACUCGUUAACUGCCGGAGGAAGAGGAGACCAGCGACCUGCAUUUUUGGAUUUGUCAGACGAAAGGAGGAGGCAAGGGGGGUGGGGGGGGAUAAAGGUUCCGAAAGCUCGUGAAUUCAAUGAACAAAAGUUGAAGUUUGGCGUCCGCCGUGGCAGUCGGUAAAUGUUGUGACACUUUAGGAUAUAGCGUAAAUUGUUCCAGCGGUCGACGGUCGAGUGGCGGGGUAAAACCCAAGCUGUCAAACCCGAUGACUACUGCAAACUGCCCCGGGAAUGAGGAGCUGGACUUCAGACUGAUAUUCGGAGAGGAAGGGCAGCAGCAGCCGUUAGGCCCUGCAGAUCUGGAACCUGAUGACAACACAUCAUUUUAUAUCCUGAAUGUGGGCCAGCCCCAAUCUGUGGUCACUAACCACCAGUCUAUUGGCUUGCCUCGUCACGGCAAUGUGUCUCACUCCUCGGUCAUCAACACUUCUCCACGCUUUCAGACACAAAAACCAGGAUCUGAGCCCCCAAACUAUGAAGCACAAGACUCCAGGUAUGGUACCUCCCCCCUGUUGCCCUCUGCUCCCGUGGAGGCACCAAAGGCCUUUGAGUGCCCAAGUAUCCAGAUCACAUCCAUCUCCCCAAGCUGCCCGCAGGAAAUGGAUGCCAGCGAAGAUGAUCUAAGGGCCAAUGGCCCUGAUGGGGACUACCAUAGUGACAGGCCCUUGUCCAGAGACCACCUGUAUUUGCCGCUGGACCACUCGUACCGGGACUCUUCUCUCAGCCCCAGCCCAUGCAGCAGCCUCUCAUCUAGGAGCUGGUUCUCUGAUGCCUCCUCUUGUGAAUCAUUUUCACAUGUCUAUGAUGAUGUUGACUCAGAGCUGAAUGAAGCAGCUGCCCGGGUUACUCUGGGCUCCCCUCUUACUUCUCCAGGCUGUCCCUCCCCUCAAACUGGGGGUGGUGGAGUUAUGGAAGAGCAGCCCCACUGGCAGCACCAUCAUCCUGCAUUUGUGCAACACUCCCACUCCAUCAGCUUGUCUCCCCGACAGUCUCCCUGCCACUCGCCACGUACCAGUGUCACUGAUGAAAAUUGGCUCAGCCCACGCCCGCCUUCCAGGCCUUCCUCACGUCCCACCUCACCCUGUGGGAAGAGGCGUCACUCUAGUGCUGACAUCUGCUAUCCUGGCUCUUUAUCUCCUCAUCACUCACCCACACCCACACCAGGACCUUCACCUAGGGGCAGCGUGACAGAGGACACUUGGAUUAUCAGUCCUCCUGUAGGCAUGUCACCCUUUCAGUGCUGCCCAUCAGAGACAGACAUCCCUUCCAAGACGAGGAAGACCUCACAGGACAGAACGACUGUGCAGACUGGUAAAGGGGAUCUGGGACUAGAUGAUCAGGGAAAUAUGUCUCCUAAUCUAGACUCCCCUUCAGACGAGGUCUUGCACAGCUUGAAGAAGGAUGGCCCUGCUGAACAGUUCCUCUCAGUACCCUCACACUUCUCAUGGAAUAAACCCAAGCCUGGUCAUACACCUAUAUUCAGGACCUCCUCACUGCCUCCUCUAGAUUGGCCGCUGCCUAGCCAGUUUGGCCAGUAUGAACUGAAGAUAGAGGUACAGCCCAAAGCCCACCACAGAGCACACUAUGAGACUGAGGGCAGCCGAGGAGCCGUCAAAGCAGCAUCCGGCGGCCAUCCAGUUGUCAAGCUAAUUGGCUAUAAUGAGAAGCCCGUCAACCUGCAGAUGUUCAUUGGAACAGCAGAUGACCGUUACUUGAGGCCGCACGCCUUCUACCAGGUGCAUCGGAUCACUGGGAAAACCGUAGCCACAGCCAGCCAAGAAAUUAUGGUCUCAAGCACCAAAGUUCUUGAAAUUCCUCUCCUCCCUGAAAACAGCAUGUCAGCCAGUAUCGACUGUGCUGGCAUACUUAAGCUGCGGAACUCAGACAUUGAGCUACGGAAGGGGGAGACUGAUAUCGGAAGAAAGAACACACGAGUCCGCGUGGUGUUCAGAGUGCACAUCCCUCAACCCAAUGGGAAGGUGCUGUCGCUGCAGGCUGCCUCCAUUCCUGUGGAGUGUUCCCAGCGUUCAGCUCAGGAACUACCCCAGGUUGAGAAAUCCAGCCUGACCAGCUGUCUGGUCAGCGGGGGAGAAGAGAUGGUCAUCACUGGCGCCAACUUUUUCCCAGAGUCUAAGGUCAUCUUCCUUGAGAAAGGCCCUGAUGGACGACCACAGUGGGAAGUUGAGGCAAAAAUAAUCCGUGAGAAAUCUCAAGGUUCAUGCAUUGUGGUGGAAGUCCCUCCCUACCACAGUAAGACUGUGAACUCAGCUGUGCAGGUGCAGUUCUAUGUCUGCAAUGGCAAGCGGAAAAGGAGCCAAUCACAACGCUUUACUUACCUUUCAGUCAUGGUUAAACAGGAGCACAGAGAUGAGCUGGACCUUGCUGCAGGACCUCCUAUUUCCAUGCCCCUGGCACAUGCUGGUAGUCUGGUGCGCACCCAGCUGCCUUCUCCUGAGCUGGGCCACCCAUCGGACAGCCUUCUGUCCAGCUCCCCUCACAGCCUGGCCACGGGCUCCGGACCUGGCCUGCUACCCGUACAGGCCCCCUGCCCCUCCCUGGGCUCCCCAUCUUUCCAGCACCUGCCUCACCUCCAGGGUCGCAUUUUGCAUCACCCUCCUGCAGACUGCCAAAUGACGUUCCAUCCGAACUCUUCUCCUGCUCCCCUUUCUGCUCCUCCCCGGUCCCCCUACGAGCCCAUGCAGCACAGUCAUGGUCACAGUCUGCCCUUCAAUGGCCAGCCCAACCUUCCUCCUCAGGGCUAUGAGAGGAUGCCUUUUCAGCAUAGCCCCAGUACAACAUCGCACCCAAUGGGCAUGGGAAUGGUAUACCCCUCCUCCCCUUGCUCCUCGCCAACUGCUCCCUCCUCUUCAACAGCCAACCCCAUUGCUGGAUCCCCCCACAGCCAGCAACCCUUAUUUACCCCCUCAUGCUCACACCUUCAAACACUGGGAAGCUAUCAUUGCUCCCCAAAUCCCACACAGGUACCCUCUCCUAGUGGACACCCCCUGACAGGGCAGCACUCUGCACAGCUGCAGAGGGCCAUGGGCUACCAUCCAGUAAGUCAAAGAUCAGCAUCCUGUCCUACAGCGUCCAGCGCCCCUCCUCCACGGAUGGUCCCCUCUCCCCACUCUGGGCCUUCUUCCCCUCAGCUCCACUCACUGCCGUACCAGUCUCCCACCUCAUCUUCACCCACCUCAGGUGGCAGUCCUCUGGGGGCCCUCCAGCAGCAGCCUUCUCCCCAGGCUACAAGCCCAGUCAUGACAAGCCUGUCUCCAGCAGGAGUGGGGCCUCUGGUUCAUCCUUUAAGCCCUCAGGGGCCCUUCCCAUCAGAUGGGGAGAGGCUGAACAUUAAACAAGAGCCAGAGGAUGGGGAGCCCACCUUCCGCUCCAUUGGCUUGCAGGACAUCACACUGGAUGACGUGAACGAGAUCAUCGGUAGAGACAUGUCCCAGUCCCCCAACCAGUCAUAGCUUGGCCUUCACGUCAACCGUGGCAUCUCCUUAAUCUCGGCACCUCUUCAGCUCCAUAACAGGCCCAAGUCCCAGUCCGGGUGCUGGUCCUGCGGGAAGAAGAGGGCUGAAAAGAGAGGAUUGUGGUCAGUGACUGAAUACGAUCGGAGAUUCUAUUAAAAUCACAAUGAUUUGCAAGUUCACCAGCCUGAAGAAGAAACUCCUCCCAUUUAUUUUAAAGCUGUUUCUCCUACGUAGAGAUCUUGAUACAGAACUUCAAAUAGAUUAGAAAGAAAAUGUGAGCAGGAGGAUGUUGUAGCAAUGCCAAGUUGGAGCCAGGGUGAAACUCUUGGAGAACAAUGAGAAACCGUUACAAAAACCUUCUUUCUUUUCAGCUCUUCACUGUUCAGGCAGUGACCCUUUGUUAGGUGUACAUCUGACCCUUUAAAGCACCCAGUCUUCCUGACCAAUCAGUACUCACGUCUGUGAGUCUGGAGCGCUCGCUUUUUUUGAAUGCAUUAUCUACAAGAGACAACAGAAUGCGCUGUUGUCGCCCUCUCACCAGCAUUGACCUUCAAGAAUGAAGACGUCUUGUGACACACGAGAAUAAGAGAUGCUCAGUAGUGCGCAGUCACGAGGAGCCAGAAGGCUGUUACAGUGCACUGAGUGUAGCCAGUUUCUCAGGCAACACAUCAGGAUGCUACAAAUAUUCAGGGUUAAUUGAACAUCAGCAAAAGUAUGGCAGAACAGUUAAACCAUGAAAUUGAAUUAAUGAUUGGAAUUCCUAUCAAUAUUUCAGGAAAUUUUCUUGCCAAGCUUUGCUGUCAGACUGAGUGAGCAAAAUUUGUUGUGGUGACGAUGUCCACGCCCCUUGUAAAUUAUAAAAAUAUUCAGGUCUGGAGGGGCGGGGCCCUGGCAGGUAGAACGAGUUGCUGUGGCGCCAAUCUCGUUCAGAUCUGCAACAUUCCACAACUUUUUGUAACCUUGCAGCCGUGUAGAUAUCUGUACAUUAACUCCCUUACACCAUCACCAUCACACCCGUCUCCUUUUCUUCUCCUGUCUCCUGUGUUUCCUCUUCAUCCUUUCCUUUCCUGUGUUUCUCCACCCUCUUCACAUUGAACAAAGGCCUUAUUAACAAUUAGGAGCUUUCAUUGGUGGCAAAAGCUUUUUCUUGUUGUUGCUUUUCCACAGCAGGCUUUAAGUUUAACGAUAUAUUUUUUCAGAAACAGAUGUGCAGCUCGGAUCGUGUGGAUGUGAUUUCAGGAGUCCCGAUGAGGGACAGUUGAAGAUGCAUGAAGAUGGCGAUUAGUUUGGUGUUAGAAGUGUUUUUCAUUGGUCCACACACACAGAAGUCUCUGCCUCUCAAAUUUCCAUCCAUGCAUUUCUGAAUCUCCCAGGGCCCUUAGUGUGGCCUUCAGUUUCCUAACAGCAGUCAUACCUCUAAUGGUAUGAUAGCUAAGGCAGGCAUAUUAUGAUAAAGUACUUACACAUAAAAAUGUUUAUAUGUUGCAUUUAUGUGUUGCGCCCCUUUAGCAAUGAAAGGUGAAAACCCACAGAACAGGAAUUGGAUGUAAUGGAGUAUCCCACAUCCCACUGUUUGAAACAAUCAAUCUUUGCUGAUAACGAUCCAUGACGACUCCUCCAUUGUUUCCAGGAUGUAUUUGUUCCCAUUCUUGCUCUCCUGACAGAUAUGCAGUGCCUGUGUGGCAGCAAUAACAAACCUGAGCAAAGAGCACCUUCAGGCACGUUUUUAGUCAGCUUUGACGUACCAGAUGUGAACACACGUGAACAGACAGAUACCGAUUCUGGCUUCCACUGGCAUGUCUGCCUUAUGUUUGACAAGGAUGAGGAGAGCUCAGGAGUGUUUUUAUUUUUUUGUUUUAAAUGAUGGUUUGAAGUGAGUUUCCAGGUGAAAAUUAUUAUGCUAUGCAUUCAUAUUCUGCCUAAUGCCUUUACAAAUGGGGAAAAAAAAGACAAAAAAAAAAAAAAAAAAGACCUUGAUGCCUAUAGAAGUAGACUGUAGACUUUUUUUUAGAUGCUUGAUUGAUUCCGUUAGCAUCCUGGAUUUGUCCAUCAGCCAAUCUGCCUUGCCGAGGACACAGUUGCAAGCACCGUAAUAGGUUCAGUUCUGAGUGAGUGUGUGGAUGAGUGGUUGAUGUUUGUACCAAAUACGCUGUACAGAAGACAGGAAUCGUAAGAGUCCUAUUUUCAACAACAGAAGCACACACAUGUAUUUAGGCUAUGCAAACUGUAACAGCAGCAAAUGUGAGAUAUGAUGUUAUAUAUGAGAAAUGAGAUUAUAAAGUAGUUGUAAAGUUGCUUAUGAACUUCACAGAGAAAAAUGACUGAACCUUCAGAUAGUGAGAGUAUCACGUCACUAUGUAAACUAUUAGGAUGCCUUAACUCGUUUGAAAACCAGUUUUUCAGUGUGUCUAUAUGCUGUUCUGUUUUUUUUUUUUUUUAAUGAGUAAGACGCAAGUCGGUUAUUUUUGUUAUUUUUGUUUGUUUUUAGGGGGAAGUGUGGACUUUAAGGGUUGGGUGGGAGGAAGACGAUGGGCGUUUUGCAUAUAAAGUUGGUUCUGCAGAUAAAAAGAAGCAAGACUACAAAAAAAAAAAAAAAAAGAAGCAAAACCCAGCAUUGACAGUAAACUCUGGCAGCCGCCCUUAUCUGUCAUAACCAAAGACCGAACAAUAUGUUCCCACUUUACGUAAUAGUAAAGCAACAGAGACUGUACAACUCUAUUUUUGAUACUUUGAAAUGGAUGUCAUUCCUAAAACUGGGGACACGA